CCAGUUCACCUCCGCGUGCACCAAACCUGAGUUCAAUCACCAUGGCUCGUGUCCGAAAGAAAAAAACAGCAGAGUCGUGGAGGAGCAAAGUGCUUGACCUUGUUGGGAGUAAGGAGAAAGGAAUUUUGGCGAUAGCUAAUAAAAUGCAGAUCCCCAUAUGCUACCUCCGUUGUGGAUUGAGAUCCCUAAUGGGAGAAGGGAGAGUCGCCACUGUCGCGGAUUUGGUGUACUUCCUCCUACAUGCGGGACCUGGAGCGAAGGAUGCGCUCAUGUCAGCAACCAAGCGGGCCGGGGUGGACGGGGACGAGGCCGAGCCAACGGUGCAGUUGCUGAUGGGGGAUUUCGGGAGCAAGUUUCAAGGAGGAAAGGAUCGAUCUAUUGGGCGACCUGAUAUCAUUGUGAAAGGGCAGGGGCGUGCAAUCGGGGGUCUAACGUACAAUUUCCCAAAGAUUGAGGAAAAGAAUGGGAGUGCGCGGAAAGAGGGAGCAAUAUUUGACCAAGGAGGAGCUCGACGUGGGAUCGCUUACACCAACCUUCUACGAAAAGCUCGACGGAGCAUGCACUGUGAACAGUCUACACCUCAUGUUGUCGAACAGAUGGAAGAUGGCGUUCUCAGGCCCCACGUUGAAACUACCAUGGAUGAAGGAGGGGAGGAGUGUCCUGGUGAAGCCCAUGUGUCAAUAGAGAUUGAUGAGGCAUGCAACGACGGACAAGAGACACCGUGUACAGCCGAGGAAGGAUGCAUGGACGACAUCGAGGCGAACAAUAUAGG
Closterium sp. Naga37s-1 is the source of this 772-nucleotide messenger RNA. Lineage: Eukaryota; Viridiplantae; Streptophyta; Zygnematophyceae; Desmidiales; Closteriaceae. The record is from the annotation of a GenBank genome assembly.